Dendrobium catenatum is the source of this 2192-nucleotide messenger RNA. RefSeq names its product pentatricopeptide repeat-containing protein At5g13770, chloroplastic. The record is from RefSeq and is a predicted model, not a curated record. Gene Ontology annotation, molecular function: protein binding. Lineage: Eukaryota; Viridiplantae; Streptophyta; Magnoliopsida; Asparagales; Orchidaceae. Bases 12 to 1841 code for a protein of 609 amino acids. The transcript has a single exon.
CUUCCUUUCUGAUGGCCGUAAGGAGCUGCGACUGCUCCCCGGUACGUAUAACUCGUCAGAAAUCCUCGAAGGCUCCAAUCGCCAUCUAUCAUCAUUCGCGCCUCUUCUCUGUAACAUUUCCUUCUUCCUCUCCUCGAAGUCAUUUGGUUCUUUCCUCCAAAUCAUCCCCCUCUCUUCUCCAAGAUGCCUCGAAGAAUCUCCAAAUUCCUUCCAGCUCCCCACUUCAGCUGACUCCUCCCUUGCCUGACCUCUUUAUUUCCAACGAAUUCAUCGAUAGCUUGUGCCAGAAUCACCAGACUGAAUCUCUUGCCUUUUGCUACUACCAAAAGGCAACAGCUCAGCCUGGUUUUGAGUUGGAACCGCAAACCUUGAAGCUGGUACUGAAGACUCUAGUCAGAAACAGACAAUGGAGUUCAAUAUCUGCAAUAGCAAAGGAUUUUCUUUUGCUUGAAGGAUUCCCAGAUAAGAUAUCAUGCUGUAAAUUAAUUAGCAGCUGCAUUCGAGCUCGGAAGUUUAAACUUGUUGAGUUCUUACUUGGUGUUCUUGAAUGUAAGAAGGAUGUCGCAGUCCCAUCCUACGCUGCUGUCAUGAAUGGCUACAAUAAGCUCCACAUGUACCGAAGCACAGUUUCGGUGUUUGAUAGAAUGAUUUCUGUGGGGGUUUCUCCUGAUGCAAAAUGCUAUUACUUAAUUAUGGAAGCUCAUAGAAAGCUUAGGAACGCAGAUAUGGUUCUUUCCCUCUUUCUCAAGUUCAUUUCUGAGAAAAAAGAAACAGUGGCUGCCUCUGUUCACAUCUAUUAUGUCUUGUGUGAUUCACUUGGCAGGUCGGGCAGAGCCGUUGAAGCCCUUAGAUAUUUCAGAGAGAUGAUCGAAAAGAGAAUUACUCCAACACCUUCAAUAUAUUCUUCACUGAUCUGCUCUUUUGCAGGGAUCAGAGAGGCAGAGAUUGCUUGGGAUCUUUACAGUGAAGCUAAGGCGAAGGGGUUGGUGAGAGACCCGGAUAUGUUUCUGAAACUUGUACUGAUGUAUGUGGAUUUGGGAUUACUGGAGAAGACAGUUGAGAUUGUUGAGGAGAUGGUGGAGAUGAAGAUGAAGGUUACAGACUGCAUCUUGUGUGCUGUUAUAAAUGGUUACACUAAGAAAAGGGGGCUUUGGGCAUCAAUGAAGUCAUAUGAGAAGCUGAAAUCUCUAGGAUGUGAGCCAGGCCAGGUGACCUAUGCUUCAAUUAUUAAUGUUUAUUGUCGCCUUGGUCUAUAUCCAAAUGCCGAGAAUACAUUUGUUGAAAUGCUUGAGAGAGGCUUUGACAGAUGUGUGGUAGCCUACUCGAAUAUAAUUUCUAUGUAUGGGAAGAAUGGAAGGGAUAGAGAUGCCAUGAAACUUUUGGCAAAAAUGAAAGAGAAAGGGUGUGAGCCCAAUGUUUGGGUGUACAAUUCUCUCUUGGAUAUGCAUGGAAGGCUCCUCAAUCUCAAGCAAGUGGACAAAUUGUGGAAGGAGAUGAAGCGGAGGGGAAUUGCACCUGAUAGGGUCAGUUAUACUAGCUUAAUAUGUGCAUACAGCAAAGCUAGACAGUUUGAGGAGUGCAUAAAAUUUUAUGAUCAGUAUAAGAUGAAUGGUGGAAAGGCCGACAAGGCCUUGGCUGGGAUUAUGGUUGGAGUUUUCUCAAAGAUUAACAAAAUUGAUGAUUUGAUUAAGUUGCUUAAUGAUCUGAAGAUGGAUGGUAUGAGAUUUGAUGAUAGAUUGUACAAGUCUGCGCUCAAUGCUUUACGUGAUUCAGGGCUCCUAGUUCAUGUGAAGUGGCUAGAAGAAAAUUUUAGUUUUGAGAUUGAGAUGGAAAAAACUUGAUCAGCUAAGUCCAGGAUAUAUAAAUUUUAUUAAAUUUUGAUAGUACCGCCGUGUUAACUGAUUUCUUCUGCACAACUGGACUUUAGCUGCUGAAGUUGGCACUGACAUUAUAUACUUGCCCUAUCAAGCUCCUGGCAGAUUUAUGAGAUUCAUCAAAUGAUCUCAGCAAAGCUUCCGGAAGGUGCAUCAUCGAAUUCUCUCAUUUUCAAGUAUGGCUUCCAUGAAAUGCUUCCUUGGUCAGUUAUCAGAAAAGAAAUCUCAAAUGGGGGACUUUUACAUUAUGGGGUAAAUUAUACUCCACAACAUUGUCAUAAUUUUCUAUGUUCUAUAAUUGAUUUCCUUUUGUAUACA